Molecule: messenger RNA, 454 nt
Organism: Dimorphilus gyrociliatus
Lineage: Eukaryota; Metazoa; Annelida; Polychaeta; Dinophilidae
Source: the annotation of a GenBank genome assembly
AAUGCUUUGCUCCACAAACAAAAAGGUAAUGGUGCCCGGUCGUCCGGAAAAUGUGAGAGUAACGAAGGUUGAAGGAAACAAAGUAACAUUAGGCUGGAAGGCACCUCAAUACAAUGGAACAUCGAUUGAACAUUACGAAAUCCAGUAUGUCAAUGAAAGUGAUCCUGACGGAAGACUAUACUCACUAAAAGCUGAAGAUUUGGAAAUAGAAAUAAAUGAUUUGGAGUAUGAUACUCAAUAUACAUUUAAAGUGAGGGCCAAUACAUCAUUAGGCUGGGGGCAGUUUAGCACCAAGGUGUCCGUUCGAACUGUUCAAAAAGCAGAAGGUCCUCUAAAUGGAGCGGAUGGAAGUGUUUCUAAUGGCGAAACUGGAAUUAUUGCGGGAUCUGCAGUCGCCGUAUUGUUGCUCCUGGUUAUGCUGGCGGUUAUGAUCGCUAUUUUCCUGAGACGGUAA